AUGGACAACGUCAACUUCGACAUCAACGAGGCGCUCAAGCUCUACAUGAGCGACCCUGCCACCAUCCCCACCGAGCAGGCAGAUGGCGCAUUGUUCGACUGCGAGAACGACCCAGAGAGCCUGACCAACGGCAUCAUCAACCCCGUCCUCAACCCCAUAAUCGACGCUGUCGCCGGGAACCCCGAUGCAAUCACUCGCAGCGCGCACUUCGACUCACUGCAGUUCCUUCUCAAGUGCGCCCCCAUUUCCCUUUCCCCCUCAACUUCCCUCAUCAGCACUGCGUCUGCGUCUGCGUCUUCGCGCUCCAAGCGGAAGAGCACGCGUCCUUUCGCAGAUACAUCCUGUACCGAUCCUACUCUAGAGCAGGCUCCAGACCCGGACCCGAAACCAGAUCUAUGUCCAGAUUUAGACCCAGAACCAGACCCAGACCCAGACCCAGGACGAGACCCAAGCAUACCUAUUGCAGCCCUGCAGGAACGUGUUUCUAAGCUUUUCCAACUCUCUAGAUAUACCUCAUUCCUUCCUACACAUGCGCUUUCCAAGGUCUUUGACCUGAUCACUUCCGGCUUGUCCACCGAGGCCGACAUCAUCCACAACGACCUCGAGUCCGACGAGCAGGACCUCCUCUCCCACCACAAACAGCUCCUCGAGAUCUAUGGCUUCCUUUUGCAAUGGACCAUCUCUUGCGUCGAGACCAAGGCAGCGGAGAAGUCGUCAACGGCACCUAUAGCUCGAGGCAGGAAACCCAAGGGCAAGAAGUCUGCCGCGGGAGACAAGGACGCCCACUGGGACAGUGCUGCUCAGCUACAGAUAGCCCUCGACACGAUGUGCAAGGUUCUGCGGUUGAAACUGGGCAAGAUCUUCUUGACAACAUCCGAACGAGACACCUUCAUCGGCCUGAUCACCCGUCCGGUCUACCUGAUCCUUGAGAGCGAGCAACGAAUCAAGAACACCACGAUCCGCAUGCACGCCUUCAAGGUGCUUUGUAUCGCCGUCAAGCACCACGGCCAUGGCUAUGCCGCACAAAUCUCGAUUGUCCAGAAUCUGACCUACUUCGAGCACCUGUCCGAGCCGAUGGCUGAGUUCCUACACAUCCUGGCAGAGCAAUACGACUACCCUCAGCUCGGGGAAGAAGUACUGCGUGAGCUCAGUAACAAGGAGUUCAACAGUAAUGACACCCGGGGCCCCAAGUCUGUCUCUACCUUCAUGGUCAAGUUGUCCGAGCUGGCACCGAGGCUGGUCAUUAAGCAAAUGACGAUGCUUGCUAAGCAGCUGGACAGCGAGUCUUACACACUUCGAUGCGCCCUCGUUGAGGUAUGCGGCAACAUGCUUGUCUACCUGAGUAAACAAGAAGAACGGGGAGAGAACUACAAGUCGCAGCUGAAUGCCUUCUUCGACGUCCUGGAGGAGCGAUUCCUCGACAUCAACCCCUAUUGUCGUUGUAGGGCGAUCCAGGUCUACGUGAAGCUCUGCGACCUCCAACAAAAAUUCCCCAAGAGGAGGCAGAAGGCGGCUGAGCUGGCGUGUCGAAGUCUCGAAGACAAAAGCAGCAACGUCAGAAGGAAUGCCAUCAAGCUGUUGGGAUGCCUCAUCAAGACACAUCCGUUUACUGUUAUGCAUGGUCACCAGCUGGCUCGGAAAGACUGGCAGGAUCGCCUCGACAAGGUCGACCAGGAGCUGGAUGCCUUGAAGCCCCCGGCCGGAGCACCUGACAUGGACAGCCAGGGCAGAGCUGAUGUCACCGUGGAUGAACAGCUGCUGGACGAGGCGACGCAAGUCGAGCCGUCCCCGCAAAAGAAUGACCCUGCCGAAAUGACCGAGGAAGAGAAGCUCGCUGCCAUCCAGAAAGUCCAGGCGGACGCUGCGACCUCGGAAGCCAUCGAGAAACUCACCCUGACCCGACGGUACUACACGGAAGCACUCAAGUUUAUCGAUGUCCUGCAUGAAGCAACUGGUACCGUCUGCCAGUUGCUUGGAUCCAAGAACAAGAGCGAGGUGAUCGAGGCCAUGGACUACUUCGAGGUUGGCGACGCCUACAACAUCGAGCAGAACAAAGUGGGCAUCCGCCGAAUGCUAAGAUUGAUCUGGACCAAGGGCAACAGUGACGAAGGCAAGGGCGUCCAGGCACAUCUUAUUGAGUGCUACAAGCGGCUGUUCUUUGAGGCCCCGGACUCAUUCAGUCCCAACGAUGCUGCCAAUUUUGUUGCGCGGAACAUGAUCAGUCUGACCUUUGGAGCUACGCCGGCAGAGCUGACAUCGCUCGAGCAGCUCCUCGCGACCAUGAUGAAGCAGGGUAUGAUCCCCGAUCUCGUCAUCUCGAAACUCUGGCAGGUCUACGGCGUGCAGAAACGUGAGAUCUCCAGGACGCAGAGGAGAGGUGCCAUCAUUGUGCUAGGCAUGUUGGCGACUGCUAGCCCUGAAAUCGUGGUCAGUGACAUGGAGACCAUGCUUCGCACCGGUCUUGGGCCGCAUGGGCGUGGUGAUCUUCAGCUCGCCAAAUAUACGUGCAUCGCGCUCCGUCGCUUGAAUCCUACUGGUCGACAGGCAAAGGAAUCCGGCGUGAAGUUUUCGCGACUUCCAAAUCAACACGCCGUCCUCCAAAAACUUGCUGCUAUCACAGAUGUUCCCUCCCAGAGCGAGGAAUGGUACGGCGUUGCUGAGCAGGCCAUCAAUGCGAUCUAUGCCAUCUCGAAGCAUCCCGAUGUGCUUUGCUCCGAGAUCAUCCGCCACAAGACGAAAGCAGUAUUUACUGGUCGCGCUCGGUCGAACUCCAACGACCGGCCUACGUCAAGAGACUCGCACAAAUCAUCACAAAGCAGACAAUCGGCCAAGAUCGAGGCGGAAGAAGGUGAGGACGGUAUCGGUGCUGAGCCUACUAUUAUGGCCCCAACGCAACAGCAGCCAGCCACGCAGCAGCCGGCCACGCAACCAGAGAAUGCAAAGGUGAAGCGCGACAACGCCAUUGCACUGUCUGAGCUUCUGUUUAUCGUGGGCCACGUAGCUAUCAAGCAGAUCGUUCACCUUGAGCUAUGCGAGCUGGACUUCAAGCGCCGCAAGCAAGAAAAGGAGAAGGCCGUUGCAGCUGAAAAGGCAGCCGAGGCCGAGUCGCGCCGCAACAGCAGGAACAACCGCGCAUCAACCAUAGGCACCGUGGCCGGCAAGGAUAAGGAUGAGCCUGAGGACGAACUGGACCUCAUUGGUGGCACGACCGAAGACGACUUCACCGAAGCCAUGCUGCAUAUCCGCGAGCGGGAGCUCCUCUAUGGCCCUGAAUCCCUCCUAGCCCUGUAUGGGCCACUUGUCAGCGAAAUCUGCGCGAACAAUACCAGAUACAAGGACAAGGGCCUGCAAGCGGCUGCCACAUUAUGUCUGGCUAAGCUGAUGUGCGUCAGCGCCGAGUAUUGUGAGGCCAACCUGCCUUUGCUGAUCACCAUUAUGGAGCGUUCCCCUGACGCGACUGUGAGGUCCAACGCUGUCAUCGCCCUGGGCGACAUGGCAGUCUGCUUCAAUCAUCUCAUCGACGAGAACACGGAUUUCUUAUACCGCCGACUUGCCGAUAAGGAGGCCUCGGUCAAGCGUACGUGUUUGAUGACGCUGACCUUCCUCAUCCUGGCUGGACAGGUGAAGGUGAAGGGUCAGCUGGGUGAGAUGGCUAAGUGCUUGGAGGAUGAGGACAAGCGCAUCGCAGACCUGGCUAGGAUGUUCUUCACAGAGUUGUCUACUAAAGACAACGCGGUGUACAACCACUUUGUUGAUAUGUUCUCGUUGCUGUCGGCCGAGAAAGCGCUCGCGGAAGAGAGCUUCAGGCGCAUUGUCAAGUUCCUGCUUGGGUUUGUGGAGAAGGACAAACAUGCCAAGCAGCUCGCGGACAAGCUGGCGGCCCGUCUGCCACGCUGCGAGUCAGAGCGCCAGUGGAACGAUGUCGCCUUCGCGCUUGGGCUGUUGCAGCACAAGAACGAGGAUAUCACCAAGCUGGUUUCGGAGGGCUUCAAGAUUGUUCAGGCGUCGGCCUAG
Messenger RNA from Diaporthe amygdali, 4014 nucleotides. RefSeq lists its product as uncharacterized. Gene Ontology annotation, molecular function: histone binding. The record is from RefSeq and is a predicted model, not a curated record. Gene Ontology annotation, cellular component: condensed chromosome, centromeric region; nucleus. Gene Ontology annotation, biological process: meiotic chromosome condensation; mitotic chromosome condensation; mitotic cell cycle. The coding region runs from base 1 to 4014 and encodes 1337 amino acids. The transcript is spliced from 4 exons. Lineage: Eukaryota; Fungi; Ascomycota; Sordariomycetes; Diaporthales; Diaporthaceae.